GUCACUCUUGCUCACUAGAGGACUGUGUGUGCUUGUGUGUUACCAGCACUGACUCUGUCCUUCUUCCUCAUUUCAUUACAGGAAGUGAGUGUGCAGUGUGAAGCAGCCCUGUCGCCACUCUCAGUGACAGGUCAUAUACUGCUGUGGAACCUUGUCAACAUGGUGCUUUUCUAGUACUGGACCCUGCUGCUGCUGCAGCCACUAUGCCGGGCCGUCAUCUGGCUCACAACACCUGAUUCCCUCACAGUGGAGGAGCAACAGGUCCUAAAGGUGAGUAUUACCGUUCACUGUACAGCUUUCACCACCUCCUGCUCGUACUUUCCUCAUUGACCGAGCUAGUCUUUCUCCAUCAAAUGUGAUGCAACUAAAAAAUGUCGCACACAGGAUGUGCUGAAAUGCAUGCAAUCUGAAAUUAAUCAUCAUCUGAAGUGGGUUCUCUGGUGUUGCAAUCAUGGCAAGCAUUUAAUAUUCAGUGUCACCGAGCUACCAGUAAACGGGGCAAUGGAAAAUUGAGGCCGAUAGCAUCUUUCCUCAGCUUCCCCAUUCUGCAGAUUGUUCAAUGGUCAGCUUGUAGGAAGUUGCAGACUGAGUUGUGAAGUAGCAGAGAGACGUUCAAAGUUGUGAAGAAGAGCAGGUGGUACGUGGGUCAAAAACAAGGGGAUUUGAAGAGUGCAUUCACAGUGUAUGUCCCUUCAGGCCGGAGUCUGUCCAUGUGGAGGAUGGGGAACAUGGUGAGAGGUGUCAGACAGAAGACCAGCACAGGCAACCAUGAAAGCUCUCUAAAGGGUAAGCUUUACGAUGGAUUUCAAAAUACGGCUUUUGUUUGAGGUGAACUUUUUAGAAAUGUAUAUAAUCCAUGACAUGUACACCUAAACACAAUGACUUUGAGUUUGCCAGAUAUUGAGUUUCAAAAAUACACAGCUAAUGGUGUCUGAUAUGCCACUGAUUCUGGGUUGAUGUUAAGAUGACAUUUGCAAAUCCGGAUUUUUAAAUGUUUUUUUUAAUUUUUUUUUAUAUCGGUCAGGUGUGGAGGAUGACAUAUUGGUGACCCUUCAGGACUACCCGUCUCCUGACAUCAGCGAGCCCAUCUUCAGGAUGGGAGAGAAACUCAAAAUGGUCGCUCAGUACGUUUCACAUUUCUUCAUUCUUUGUUGAAAAAUGAACAAAUAGUCGGUCAAAAUCGAUGAGGAAAUAAAUUAUAAAGAAAAAGGUUUUAAAAAAGGAUCUUUUGCAACUUUGUGCUGAUUCUGUUCAGUUUUAGAGAAGUGGUCAGAGUUAAAGGUCAGACAGUCGUUAAUUCCUCUUUUGUUUUUUCUGGGUGAUCAGGGAAGCUUAUUGGUGGCGAGUCCGCUCUCUGCAAUCUGGAAAGGAGAACUACAUACCAAACAGCCAUGUGGCUAGAGUUUACCAUGGGUAAGUCCAAAUAAAGCUCAUGUGUGGGGUUGAUCUGUGUGGUAUGUUUGGUCGUAAUCUUUCAAUGUCAGUUUUUCUUUUCUUCUAAGAUUACUCUUUCCUGGUAACAUUUACGAAAGAUCUCAGUUUCACGAGAUUUUUGCAUCACAGCUUUUUGUGUUGAUUUCAAGUCGUUUUAACCCCAUUUUGACUCAGAUAUAAGUACCACAGUUAAUGGACAAGCAAGUUUGUGGUAUUACUCAGUGUUUUUUGUUGUUGUUGUUGUUGUUAGGUGGCUUUUUGAAGGCGUGGAGAGGCAGAAGGCCGAGGAGCUGCUGUGCCUACCUGUGAACAGAGUUGGAUCAUUCCUGGUGCGGGAAAGCACAAGAGAGAGAGGUGAGGAUGUUUAGACACAGCAAAGUCUGAUGUUACCGCUUUAAGCUCGGCUGACUUUUUCCGCCUUUGAAGAGUGUCUGAAUAUGCUGCUUUUCACCAAGUACCCAUGUGCCAUAGAUGAGAUCAGGAUGGCGUUAAGAGGAAGAUGACAGGCUAGAUUCAGUCUGAUACAAAUUAGUAAUAAGAAGAUGAAAUUUAAUCACGCAGGAAGUAAUUUUGAACAUUUUUAGUGUGGUUGAAGCGGCCAAGGUUUUUAAAAUAUCUCAACUCUGCGACCCAAAUGGUCUAAUAUGCUUGUAUUAUCCCUGAUAUUAAAUCAAAUUUUGAAUGCAUGCCAUGCUGUGACACAACAUUACAUCAAGUGCACAAAUAAUAUCAACCUGUUACUCCUGGCAGUACAUUUUAUUUUUUGUGAUUUGAUUCCUGGUCAAUCGAGUUAAUUCAGAGUUGGUUCACCUCUCAUCACAGUUACUCGAAACUUAACUUAAUACAACAGGAUGAUCUCAUUAUCUGUAUAAUUCUCCAUAUGACUCAAAGUUACUGAUUUCACUUCCCUGAAACAGGUUAAAAUUAGAAAAGUCAGAUAGUAAUGGACGUGCGAUUAUCACUUUAAAUCAUUUUUCUUUAAACAUUCGUGUUACCUCCAUAUCAACAUCAGAGCUGCAGCUGAAUGUUUGUGAUGAUAGUCUAAAAAUGUCUAAACACAUGUACAGAUAAGUCUGAGUCAGUCUCAGAGGGGAAACAGGAGUUAUUGUAGUCAGACCUUUUGCGCACUAAUGAUGAAAAAGUGAAAUUUAACACACUCAUCCUAGAAGUUUUACUCAUCUGAUAGUUAAUCCUUCAUUUUGCAGACAUGGUUGUGUUGAUUCUAGUCUAGAUAUCAUGUUACUCUGGGUUGAAAACCAGCUUUGUGGGACUGUUUGGCAUGAUUUUCUCAGGGUUAGUCAGUCAGAUAAGUCAGAUAAGCCAAAGGUAACAGUGAGACAUUGAACUUGUGUGGAAGUUUAGGUCCCUGGUCUUUUGCUGAAUUGUUUAAAUUGUACUGUGCACACUUGCAGCCAGUAGUUUCACAGCUCUGGCACAAUGACAGCCUCUCUAGCCCUUUCUUGCUCUCUUAUGACCGUUUUUGGGGCUGGAUAAUUUUGCACUGAGGAGAAAAAAUUCUGUAAGAAAAAUCUUGAACAAAAACACUCCAAGCUCUCAGAAACAAGUUAAAACAAUGGUGUGAUUGUCCUCCAACUGCCAGCAAAACAAUGACGAAGCAUUUUCCUAAACUUGUUUUUAUAAACAUGUGGAAGAGGAAUUACUGGAAAGUGGUUUUUCCCGUGACAAACAAUGUCUGGUCACAUGUUGGUCUUUAACUUUUCUUUUUUAUCCAUGUCACUCUUUCUGUGCAAGUCAGAUCAGUUUUUUUAGGUUUGGAAAAAAUGACCCAUGACUAUUUUGGUGCUGAACUGGAACAGAGAGGCCUGGUGUCACAAUUAAAAACUUUGUAUUAAAUCUGUGCGUUUGUGUUUGUGGUGUCCUCAGGUCUGUAUUCACUGUCAGUGAAGCACAGGAUCAUAAAGCACUAUCGGAUCUUCAGACUGGAUAACAGCUGGUACUACAUUUCCCCUCGACUCACUUUCCAGUGCCUGGAAGACCUCAUCAACCACUACUCUGGUUGGUAGACACACAAAGGCUCACAAACAUGAAACCCAAAAACAAAAAGGGAACUAAUGUCUCUCUACAGAGCAAAACAGAAAGCAUACAUACAGAGACCUACUUAAGCAGUGAGAAUACUCUGCUCGUGCUUAUAAUAGAAGCUUCUCUUAUCAGAGUUUGACUCUUUUUUUUUUAUAUUUCCUGCCCCCUCUGAAUGUUUUUGGUACAAAACAGGAAAUGAGAUAGACUCUGCGUGCUUGACAAUGACCACUGGUGCGUUCACAGUAGCAGAAGUGUUGUUGUUCUUCUUUAACAUGAAUCAUCCAAACUGCUUCAUCAGUAUGUGUUUUAUAUUUGCCUGGGCAGUAUGCAAAUUAUGCAACUUAAUGUGUUUGGUGUUUAAUUUUGUGAUUUAACUUCCUCUAACCUUACUUCAUGGGUUUUUCCUCAGAUUGUGCAGAUGGCCUAUGCUGCGUAUUAACCUCCCCGUGUCUGUCCGGCUCCACCACCCCGGCAGAUGUAUCUCACGCAGCUCCACCUGUAGUCAUGAGGCACAACUUUGACUGGAAGAAAGUAGACAGGUAUGAUGACAGAGGCUGAGGUCGGCAAGCAUGACAGUGUGGUAACUGUGGCAGAGGGAGCAUUAGUUGAUGACACUUAUUUUUCACUACAGCUAGCUUAGUCACUUAGCAAAUAAAAAGUUUGAAAAUAGUGAAAAUUAUUUUGAACAGUUAUCCAGGGUCCAAAUGAACUCGAUUUAGAUAAAGAAAACAAGAAAAGUCAGGCUUAAUGCAGAAACAGUCAACAUAUUUUAGGAUCAGAUAUGCAUUAAAUCAUAAGGAUUGUAACAUGAAUUUCCGCUGCCUUAAAAUAACAAACCAAUAAAAAACUUUGCUUUGCUUUGAUAAAUUCACACCCAGCACUGACUUGACCUUUUAAAAACCUCCAAAUUUGUCUAGUACUCCUCAAAUGAGUCAGCCUCCUCUCAUAAAAUCAUGAAGCUCUGUCUGAUUCACUCAAAGAUUCACUCAAAGAUGCAGAUAAUAAGGGUAACUUAAUUUUCUUAACAUGUAGAGCAAUAAAGAAGCUCAGUGUGCAAUUGUUAGUUGCAUUUAGUCAGCAACAUGAGUUAAAAACUUCAAAUGGCGGUGUUUGCUGCCCAUUCCUUCACAGUGUACCUUUAAAACAGACUUGAGACUUGAGUGCUUCUGCAAAAGUAAGCGGUGGAAAUAGAGGUUAUGAAUGCUAUCAGUGGGCACGGGCCCUUAGAUUUUUGACCCUUGUUGUGAAGUGUUACUCUUUUCUUUCUAUUGGCGUGUUCUGAGAUGAAUUGUUAUGUUAGAGAAACAUUCAUGUAGAUGACCAAAACACUCACUUUCCCUUUUUGUCUCGCCUCCUCCUCAAACAGGAGUCAGCUGGUCAGCACAGACAACUGCAGUGACAACAUGGUGAGCUACGGCGUCAGGAACAGCAUCGCUGCCUACCUGUCCUUCUCAGGGAGUCAGCAGUCUGCACAGACCAGAGCAGAGAGCAGGAAGAAAAAGAGCAAAUCAGUGUACGCACUCCCUGAGACCAGCCAUGGACACAUCGACUAUGAAGAAGACUUCUAAGGACAGCUGUGGGGUUUGGGGACAGGAGCACCUCUGAGCAGCAGAGGGCUUGAGAAACAGACUUUUGUUUACAGCGUCCCAAACCUCAGAGAGUGUGAAAGCUGAUACGAACACUGUGACGUCCUCUAACAAUGAUGCCAUUUGCUUUAACACUUUGACAAUGAUUCAGCAAAUCAGCAGGAAUCAGACAGAGUGAACCUGAGACGGUGCGAAGGAACUGAGAUCUGCACAUGAACCGGAAAAUUGUACAACAUGGCAUUAUGACUGUGAAAAAGACUUGAAUGCUGUGAGGAUUGUGGGUAAUAUUAUUGUGUUAAAGAGUACUGGAAUAUUUCAAACUAUUGUAUAAAUGUUGUAUAGUAUUACAGUUUUAUUUUGACACCAACUUUAAUAUAUAUAUGUACAGUAUAUUUUUAAUGUUAAUGGGGUUGCUUUUACUCCACUGUAACUGCAUUUGCUUAAUUCAUUUGAUUAACUUGUUGGCUAAUAGCAAAUUGUUCAUAAAUCAAGCUGAUAUAAAGUUAUAACAUUUGGAAAAACACCCACUUGAGUUUGUAAACUCUGUUGGAUGUUUGUUGACAGUAGAUUUACGUCAUCUUGACUUUACACAUUUCUCCCUGAAUUUGUGCAGAUUUGAACACAUCAGUACAUCAGUUGCUUACUCUCUUUAUUGGUGCAAUAAACUCGCGCUAUUUUCACAUUAUACUGCAUGAACAUGAGCGCCCAAAGAUUAACACAUGAUGAGGGGAGAGGUUUCCUGUGUUGACUCCAUUGCCCAAAUUUACUGUCUUCACAACCUUCUCACUCUCUUUCCUCUAAGCGAGCUGCUUUUUUAACACUUUUAAGACAGAAAUAAUCGUAUUGUGAAGCGCAGAGUAGCUGCACACCAUGUCCACUGGUUUUUUCUUGACAUAUGCCCCAAUGGGUUUACAUGUUGAUUGACUGCUGAGGCGCAAGGGAUUUUCUGAAGUUCUGAUUUUUAAACUGUUAGGAGCAGGUAACAUUUGACUGGAUUACUCUUCCUGAUCUAGUUUAUUAACACCGGGCGAGAAUCAGAUUAUUGACAGAAGCAUCUGUUUGCAGUAGGUGGCACCCUGCUUCCUCUCAGCUUGGUUGCUUAUUCCGUUACGCACGUAGACUGUAGAUAGCAUAUAAUGGACGCCGUCUGCCUCCUCGUUGUGUGAAGCACACUGUGGUGACGGGCUGCAGUAUAGGUCAUAAAUCCCGCCUUCUCCAGCAAUCCCUAUAGAGCUGUGGACAAACUUUAGAAAUUAAUUACACAGAAUAUAAAUUAUUCUCCCUCCUGGUUACGAUGUUGACAUGUAGUUACUGUAAGACUAGUAUGUGCUCAAGUCCUCUUUUUUUCUGUACAGCUCCAUUUUUAAAAUGUUAUGAGGAGGUUCAUGUUUUCUAUGAUUGACACUUGAUACAGCCUAUGGAUGUACAAAGAUUGUGUAGCUCACCCGGGGGAAAUGCUGUUUGAGCAGUGCGUCAUCACAGUGAUUUUCAGCGACUUUUCCGCGAAAUGCAUACAAGUGGUCGAUUGCGUACAACGCUACCGCGUGAUGUUGGUUUCAGGAAGUGGAGAAAAAACCCAGAAAUACCGAGAGCUUUUUGGCUUCAGAUCUGUAUACUGGUGGAAGGCAGAGCCAAGUUGACCAUAGAAUAUACAGGCUAUGGUUAUGCACCAACACAAUCGGCAAAAUGUGUUAGCAAGUGGCAAACAAGAUGCAAACCAAGCAAUAAAAAUGCUAUCACCUUUACAGCUUUGUAGUGUUUGUACAAUAUGAUAGUUUUGUCUUGUUUGUGUUCUUUCUACAUCAGUCAAGGUUUUACUUUCUGCCUGUCUUUCUAACAACUCAAAGUCAAAGUCUGGUGUAUGACAACUGAAUGCUUAGGCUAGUUUCCAUCUGAUUGAGUCGUACACCAGGAACAAAAACUUGAUCGACAUUAUCACAUCAUCUUAAUAUGUCGGUUCGGCUAUAAGAAUUUCAAUUUAGAGCGAUAUCUGUCUGACUAUUACAAUAAAUAACAAUACAAUAAAUUUAAAUGUAAUUUACUGACAUGAAUUCUUCUAUUCCCAUCUUGUGCAAACACAACAUAAGGACCAGUUUCCACUCCACAGGGCUGAUGGGAAAUGUAGUAUUACAGAGUGAUGGCUUUAAACAGGUUUGUAAAGAAUUUUUUUUACGGUUGCAACAUUUAAAAAGACAAAUAAGGAUUCAAAAUGAAAGAAAAAGAGAAUCAUCUGGAAAAUAACAAACUUGAAGUUGAGGAUUAUUUGCAGAAAAGCAAAUGUGCUGAGCAUCUCUUCAUUUUAGCUCCUGGAUUAACAGCCAUGCUCUUGAUUUGUGAGUCGUCAUCUUUUAAGAAUUUGGAAACCUUCAGUGUUUGUUGAACAGAGUCCAGGAUAAAGAGCAUCAGUGACUCUACAGGGCAGUACUUCUGAGGAUCCGUUAAAUCAAAUUUCCUCACAAACAUCAAUCCCAAACUGUUAUUUGUUGAACUUCCUCCACUGAGUUGUGGCUGGCCUCACCAGUGUGUCUUCUCACUAAUUUCACAUGUUUACCAUCUGACAGGCAGACUGAAGAAGACACAAUACUGCACGUCUUCAACAGUUAUUUUGUCUGUAACGGAAAAACGACAAAACCAAACUUCCCUUCAACAUUUUCAUGCUUUUGCUUAAGCAAUUUCCUCUUCUGUAUUCAUGGCCCGACCUGAACAUUUUUAACCACUAAACCCCAAAGAGCAAACUUAAACUCCAGCCUAAAAAUACUGAGAACAGCAUUCACCAUUAUCUAUAGCUUUCUGUGUUCUCUUGUGCAUCUGAGUCAGAGAGUAACGUGUGAUAAAUAUGGCCAAGAAUGUGAGCAGAUGUGACGCAGAGUCAGUCAGCGGUGGAAAGUUCAAACUAGAAGCGUAUUUAUCAAGGGUGCGACAUGGGAAGGAAAAGUCGGGGUUCAUGACCAGCGAGGGCGCUAAAAACAGAAAGGUUUGUGACAAUGAAAUGAUAGGGCCAGAUAUGAGAUUUAUGAAAUCCCUGGAAGUGCCCCUGUGCAAGAUUUAAAGGUUUAAAGUUCAACGUUUCCUGAGAGAAGGUCAAAGUCCCAGAAACAAUGGAAGAAAAGAAAAAACACCUUUCACAUCACGCAAAAAAAUGUCCUCAAACUACUUGUGACAUUUUUCAAGUUAAGUUACCGUCAGCAGAUGUGAAAGUUGAGGUGUGAAAUUAAGACAGGGCGGUACAGUGGUGUAGUGGUUAGCACUGUCACCUCACAUCAAGGCGGUCCUGGGUUCGAAUCCGGGUCAGGGCGUUUCUGAGUGGAGUUUGCAUGUUCUCCCUGUGUCUGCGUGGGUUUACUCCAGUUUCCUCCCACAUCCCCAAAAAACAUGCCUAAGUGGGGUUAGGUUAUUUGGCCAUUCCCAACUUGCCCAUAGGUGUGAAUGUGAGUGUGAAUGGUUGUUCAUCUCCAUAUGUCAGCCCUGCGAUGAACUGGCGACUUGUCCAGGGUGUCCCCUGCCUUCGCCUGAAGAUGCUGGGAUAGGCUCCAGCCCCCCUGGGAACCAGAAUGCGGGGUAGAAAAUGGAUGGAUGGAAAAUUAAGACGCUGAAAGUCUGGGCAAAUGUAUAGAAAUGAGGAAGUUAAUAUUUUUUCCCAAGGUGCAACUUUGCAAGUAUGAUUUGUUGGUGGUCUUUAAAGCUCCUGUGGGAACUUUCAGUUUGUCUCAGAGCAGUUUUCACUUGUGUUGUCUUUACAUGCUUAAAUAGCGUCUUUUAACCAAAACAAACUCCUCAUUUUGACUUUUGACACUCAAAUCAUAAAAACGUCUGUUUGGCCAACACCUGGCCCACGCACCAGUGUUAAGCAUUAAAAAUUCUGAUAUAAAAACUUUCAGUGUUGCUUAUGAUGGUCCUCUUUGCUUUUGGGUAUUAUGUGACGGCAUCAGUAUGAAUAUAAGACAAAUUUGGAAAAACUUCUUGUAGGAGCUUUAAACUGAAUGAGCCAGCUGUGUGUGUGUGUGUGUGUGUGUGUGUGUGUGCGUGCGUGCGUGCGUGCGUGCGUGCGUGUGUGCGUGCGUGCAUGCAUGUGUGUGUGUGUGUGUGUGAGACUAAUGACGACGUAGUCAGCACUUUGUUCUCAGUUCAAAAGCAGGAUCAAAUGCCUGCGUGUCCUGGUUUUAAAGUCUCAUAAAAUGUCUAAAAGUAACUUAUUAGGAAGUCAAGCAGUGUGUGAAUGUGAGUGUGAGUGUGUGUGUGUGUCUGUGGAACAAUCAGUGAUGCUAGCCUUCACACACACACACACACACACACACACACACACACACACACACACACACACACACACACACACACACACAUCUGGUUGCCCCGUGCUGCCCCAUAUUGAGACUGCUGUCCAGUCAGCAUUAGUCACUCUCUCAUCAGGUGGCCUCCCCAGACACUGUGCAACAGUUUUUUUUUGUUUUUUUUUUGGGGGGGGACGAUGCAGGAUCGUACUCUGAGUGAAUUUCAGGUUGACUCAUGACUCUUUGUCAGUGGAUCUGUCACAUCUGGGGUGAAGCAGAGUGUGAAGUUUAAAAGUUCACUUUGGGGACCAGCCAUACUCAUAUGACAGCCAUGUUCCUCAGCUGUAACGCUCAGGUGGCUGUGAUUUGAAUGUUUGAAUUUUGUUGCUUCUUAAUCGAUCGGCAGCUGAGAAGACAGACUGUUGUGAACACGUAAACUGAUGAAACAUGGUGACCUGUGUGAAAGAGGACCUGUUGCUCAGGGUUCAUUCCCAGCUAACAGAACUCAGGUGAUUACACAUUAAUUUAAACAUACUUAUCUAUUCUGCCACUAAAUCUAUACGCCACCCCUUUAAGUAUGAUUUUCAAAAUAAACUUCACUCUCCCUGUGACUGACCUCUUCAUCCACAUUCACUUCAGUGAACUUCUAACUACAAACUUUUCCCUGAAGCAUUUACCGUAAUACUGAUGUUAGAUGAGAAAGACAUAUUUGACGGUGCCAAUCAUCACACAUCAUGAAAACAAAAGCCUUCAGAGGGAUGAGGAGCUAAAGAAUCACAGCUUCACGAAAAGCACGUAAAAACUUCACACUCCUGUUGACUUUCCAGAAAACCUGCAGUUUGAGACAACUUUACGAAAAGACAAACAAGAGUUCUCUGUUCUUCAUUUGAGUUUUGUUUGAUGAUACAGUCGAUGUACGCACCAAGGAAAACACCCACACACAGCUCCACGGUGCUUUUUUCUCCCUGAAUGAAAACAAGAAAGAGGAAGAAGAGUCUCUGUCUGUGGAAGGGGGAUGAAGACACGAGAGAAAAAGAGGGAUAAGUGACGGAAAUGAAUAGAUUGAGGGAGAUCCUUCUUCCACCAGCUUGUUUUCUGUUAAUCAGGUUCUUCUAAUCUCGCCACAUCCUCCCCUCUCCCUACGAGGCCCAGCUGUCCAAACCUCUGACUUCAUCGCCUCUGCGCUGGCGAGCUGCAAAAACCAACAGAUAGAAAGUUUGCUUUGUUCAAUUAAAAACGCAUCCAGAGCUCCUUCUUCUUCUGUUCAUUAAACCAGCUCUUCACAAGCCAAACUUGGGCUAACUCUGGACGUUUUCAACAAUUUUUCCGAUGAGCUGAGUUCAGCACAGUUAUUCUCUUGUAUUCUGCUUUUAGCUUUGAGUAAGUUUCCGGUUUGAUCACUCUUAGUUUAAUUCACAGCUCGAGUCCAAUUUUAACUGUAACCACUUCCUCAUGGUGUACAUCGGAGAGAUUUCUAUCAUGGUCUAGACCUGAAAUGGACACGAAAAUGGCUGCUUUUGGGUGAAAGACAUUUUUGAAGAGCUUUUACUGAGAAAAUGAUGAAACAAUCACCUCAACUUAGAAUCACAGAGACGGUAAAAUGACCCUGGGAAAUUCAGCAAAUCCAUUCAGAGCAAAGUGAGACUGAACCUGCGAAUAACCUCCUCAGAAAAAGCACAUGAGAACAUAUCCGUUAGUGUUGUUGAACCAAGAGCCUCAGCCAAUACAUACAACCAUGUCCAAGGCUGUCCAGGGAACUAUGGGAAAACAAACAAAAACCAAAACUCUUAAAAAAAAGCCCCCAAAUCUAAAAGUGAGCAUCUUUGCCAGAGGAUGGAGUGUUCUCGGGUGACCCGCCAGGAAUCUGUGCUCCCAUUCCCAAAGCCAGCUCCUAAAUUCUGCACUUUAAGUAGUUUUUCCAUACUGGGAUACAAAAUGGGUGAAAUGUCAGCUAAAGCUUCAGUAUAAGUUUGCAGAACAGGCCUUUCUGUGUCCUGUUACAUCAGCUCACAACACUUUAUGCAACGACUUCUUGCUCUGCUCGUUGAUAGCUUUUUUAUUGGCUGGUCUUGAUUGUUUUAGGUGUCCUGGGCAUUCUCCAUUUUUGAGAGAAGGAACAGCAAUCCAGUCAAACUUAGUCAAACAAUCCAGUAACAUUUAAACGCCAAGAAGACUUGACGAGAGGAAAUGACGAACAGACUUUCAAUCAGCGAAACCCCAGGAGGACGUUUUCAAAGCUUGAAGAAACAGAGAGGCAGAGGCAUAAAAGAGUUUGUCGAGGAGGGGAAACAUGGAUCCGGCUCUGCUGUCAUUUAACAGCCAGCCGAGUUAACGCCGAGCAUCCUACCGCGACGAACAAACACAAAGAGGAGAGUUUGUUCUCACGAGGAGAUUUCCAAGCGCUUCGCCACGUGGCUUCUCACAAAUAAUUAACAGGAGCACCACGCGGGCUCUUUCUAAUCAGAAAUUCAAAUGUUGGUAAACCCAAAUAAGCCCGGCUGGUGACUUCACAUGUAUGCAUAUAUCCCUGUCAGAGCCUCAUAAAGAAGAAAAAAAAAGUCUUGUUAAAUUUUACUGCUCUGGCAGGAGAAAGCAUGUGGUAAGAAUGCAGAGCUGGAACCUUUUAAUUCCUGUAAAGAGUUCCUCAUGUGGAUUCAGUGUUGUACCUGGCAGUGUGCACGCUCUUACCGUCACCCUCGGCUCCUGUUGAACCUUGUCUGUCUCUGAAGGAUGACGAGUGAGAUGAUAGAUGUGAACAAAUUAGCACCAGAAGUGAGACUAGAGGACUUUGAAGGCAGACAGAAAAGUGGGGUGAUGAAGAUGAAUGAGUACUGGGUCAAAAUGUGGGCUUCAGAGAAUUCUGUCGCAAAAAAACAGGGAGUGAAACAUGAGAAAUGUGACAUGAACUGAAACAUUACCUUAAAAGUGAACUUUAAGAUAGUUUGCUCUUAAGGUGUGAUCACUUUUAUUAUGCCGAAAAUGAAAGUUAGUGUCCUGAAGCGACCGAUGCAGGUGAAACAACGAAUUUAGAUCACUUCCUCUUGUUUUCACACUUCAGAGGUUAAAAAAUGAAACUGCAAAAACAACAUAAUCAAGCAACUGAGAAGACAUAACUUCAGUUUUUCUUUUGAAAGACCUUUUUAUACACAGCUAUCACAACAUGCAGGCAUGUAGUGUUCCUGUUUCAGGAGACAUAGAUAAAGUUCAUAAAAUAGGGUUGUUAUUAUAUCAAAUGUUUACUUCACGACUACUGUGGCUAGAAAUAUCUGUUAUUCUAUUAUGCACUCAGGAAACUCUUUCCUCUGCAGGGUAAAACUAUGAUCUUAUUUUGAAAUGUACUUCUGCUGGUGGACUGUUAGUCACAGAGCUGAAUGGAAACAGUUAAAAAUGAUUAACUGAGGGACAUCCGAAGAGGCACAAACUGUAACAUUGUUUUUGGAUUUAUGACAACUCUCGGGAUGUCAGCUUUAAAAAGAGUCUCAUCAUCAUCUCUCAGAGAGCUGCUACAGCUAGCUCGCUGCUGGCAGCUGCUGCUCCUUCAUCUCUGCAGUGGGAGCAGAAGUAAAAUCAAACUUUUGUAUGUGCUCUUUCUACUUCAGAAGGAGGGUCACACUUGUUGAGAACAGGCCUAUGAUGAAAUAUGUCUAAAAUAAAGGUACUGGUCAUAAAUUUGACUGGCACACACAUGUUUCUCACAGCCUCAGGCCUCGCUGCUUCUGGAGAGCAGCCAGAAAAUAACAGAGCGGCUCUGACAUGAUUGAUUGCAGCUCUGGCCGCUGAUAACCGCAGAUGAAGCUAAUAAUAACUUGAUGUGGGCUUGGUUUAUCCGAGUGAUAUCACUCCUCUACAGACAUGCCGUUUAUAAAGCAGAUUCAGAGAUAAAAUCAGCUGCUCAACGCUCAUGAUUUUCCAUCUUCAAUCCUGUUUAGUAUGCAACCUCAGAUAGAGUUUUGGAUCAUUCCGUUGCAGCAUGUAUUUAUCCUCAACCAGCUCUCCUUCCAUGACACUGAAGCCUGUUAGAUUUAUCCUGAAAUACCACAGUCCUCUUCUCUUGAGUUCCACUGUACAUACCAGAGAAUAAAGAGUGUUUAAAUGUGUUUUUUGGCAGCUUAUGACUCAAUCUCUUCAAUGGCAAAAGCAGGUGUGUGUGUUCCUCUGUGCUUUCCAGGAAAAAGACGGGAAGGAUUUCAGAAAGGAGCAACCGCUUUCUAUAUAUUUUCCAAGGCAUCUCAUGAAUGAUGAGACACUGAGGGCAAGCCCGGCCUGCAUAUAACUCUCCUCUUGAUAAAGUGUUGAAAGUGUUACUGAUAGCUUGUCUGCAUGUGGCUCUUAGGAAAAGACAUCCACUGCCUUGCGUUUGCAUUACAUUGGAUAAAAAACACUUAGAUGCAGGAAAGCCUUUAUUGCCUGUUCUGCAACUUUCCUAAAAACAAGUCCAAGCCUUAUAUGAGGAAGGAAAAACAAGCUCUAAAAAGCCACGCAGGCAUUAACCCCAUUUGUUCUCUCUUCCCUUAUCAGGCUCUCCUCUGGCAUGUCAAAUCUGCUGCAGAGAGAAGUCAGAAUAAAUCUUCCAUGUGCAGAAAAAAUCAGUUGGAGUGAGACAGACAAGAAGCAGGCCAGAGAAGAAGAAGAAGAAGAAGAAAAGGAGAAGAAGUGCUGCAUGCUGCAGUAGCUGACGUGGAGCUACUGCUACAAACACAUGCACACACACACAUGCACUCUUGGAAGGUCUGUGCAGCUGGAGACACUCGAGAUGACUGUCUGACAGCCAGCUAGUGAAGCCGGGAGUCUUAAAGAGUGUCAGCUGAAGCUGUUUCUGUAGCUGUGUUUAGAGGUUAAAAGUCGAGAAUGUACACAGACUGACGGAUACAAAUAGAGAAGCAGAAGACAGAUAAACGCAGAUGCACACACACUUGUACACAUUCUUACAACAUCCAGAGAGGUCACCUACUCGUCGACUCAGACAUUUUUUUAAACUUAAACCCUGAUGAACUUGACUUAAAAUAAUAAAGCUGGGUUAACUGACUGAUUAAUCACUCAAAGGAGAUGGAUUACGAUCAAUCAAAUAUGCUAAUUCCAGUGUGCCAAAAACCACCACAAAAGCAACACAUAUGGAGAGGCUAGUCCUCAUCUGAGAGGUUGUUGGUUUGACUCUUGCCCAUGACCUUUUGCUGCAUGUCCUCUCCUGCUCUCUACUCCCCAUAUUUUCUGUCUCAUAAAGUCCCAAAACAAAACUUUAAAAACUCAUUCCAGCUUUUUCUUGAGUGACUUGUAGUUUGUGUAAAUUUUGGCAACCCCCUGUGGACAAAUCAGUCUUUGCUGAUCUUGUCCUUUAUCCUGACAAAAAUAUCUUAUCCUGUUGACUUCUGACAAUCAAAUGUAUCAUCAAACAUUGUUAAUACUUUAUGUGGAAACUUUAAAAAUAAUGCUGUUGGCUGACAUCUACCUUCUUGCACCGGUCGGAGGCAUUAAAAACUGCUAAUUAAAAUUUGUCAUCUUUGUUGUAAGGCUCUCAUUUGCUUUUGUCCAUCAUAAAGAGACAUAAAUAUAAGUUUCAGCCCAUUUCAUAAACAUCAAAAAACUUCUCACAGGAACUUUGAAGGUGUGUAAAAAACACAGUCUGGUGAACUUUUCUUAAAGCUGCUGUUAGGUCCUUUUUGUUUUUAUUGAUUUUGGCACCCCCUGUAGAGUACAAGGGGUCACUUCUCACUCAGUGUAGUUUUUUCCCCCUUUUUUUGCCAUGGAAAAUAUAAAACGAAACAGGUCCACCAGCUCACCAGUUAUUGAUUUGUUUAAGAGCUUACCAACUGUCUAAGACAUCAAAAUAACAAUACUGAAGAAAUCAGUCCUUUCAUUGUUCAUCUGGUUUUCUUUCUUAGGUCAAACAGAGACAUCAAUAUACAUUUUAGUCUGUUUCUCAGCCAGCUAAAAACUCCUCACUGCACCUUUAACCAUGAAAAGGACCAACACAUUACAAGAAGAUGAAAACAGUUGUUUGUUCUCGUGGCAUGCAAAAUUCCUGACAUCGGGAACAAAGCAUCAUUUUGCUUAUUGGACAACAUCUGAUUUUUGUUUGCUGAGAAAAUUGUUGGAAAAAGAUCAUAAAUAAAGCUGCUGAUUCAUUUUAAGGAGGGUCAUGUUGGUCAGAAAUGCCUGAUGCAAGAUCGCACAUCUCUGGGCUAAUCCCUCUGUGUCCAAUCUUUCCACAAAGGUAUUCUGUUUCAUCUCUGAAUUAAUUGCAGAGCCCGACCAACCGCACAAUGGUGAGUAAUGGAAACUCUCUGAGAUGGAUUUUGACAGCAGGUUUUUUUAAAUUUGGUGGUGGUGUUGAAAAGAUAUGUGGAAAACUCAUUGUGCCACCAAAAUACAGCAAAGUUUCCCUCUUUCUUUCUUUUUCUCUCAGCUUCGUGACCAAGAUGAAGUCAUCAUGACUUAUUCUGCCUCGUGCCGGUACCAAUCCCUGAGAAAUGUUCUUCAGCAUUGUCCACUUUGUGUGAGGAGCUUGUUGAGCCAGAUAUGUUCGGUAUGUGGUUGGUCUAGGUCAGAGUGGGGGACGACGUGCCAGAUCUUU
This is a messenger RNA of Xyrichtys novacula (pearly razorfish), 15899 nucleotides long. The record is from the annotation of a GenBank genome assembly. Lineage: Eukaryota; Metazoa; Chordata; Actinopteri; Labriformes; Labridae.